AUGGGGGGAUGCGUGCCCUGCCCUGCGUGGGGAAGCAGUGGGCUGCACCGCUCUCAGGUGUAUAACCCCCAGAUAUUAAGAAGAGCAGACAAGAAUGAAAGUUGGAACACAAUACUGGAAGUCUGCACCCACACACACGCUCCCGUUUCAGCUACAGUAAGGGAACGACCUAACCUUACGGGCCGCAAAGGCAAUCACUACCUUGCAGAUGAUGGAAAACUGUCCUUUGAUGAAUUCAGAGCUUACUUUGCUGAUGGAGUUCUGAGUGGAGAAGAACUGCAUGAACUUUUUCAUGCUGUCGAUACUCACAACACUGACAAUCUGGACACAGAAGAGCUCUGUGAAUAUUUUUCCCAGCACUUAGGAGAGUAUGGAAAUGUUCUGUCAGUGUUGGAAGACUUAAACAUUACUAUACUGAAGGCAAUGGACAAAACAAAGAAAGACUAUCAGGAAUCUUCUAGCUUGGAGCAGUUUGUGACUCGCUUUCUUUUGAAGGAAACACUGAAUCAGCUUCAGUCCCUCCAGACCUCUCUGGAGUGUGCCAUGGAAGCCACAGAGGAACAAACUCGGCAAGAAAGACAAGGCCCAACAAAACCAGAAGUGCUCUCAAUUAAACGGCCAGGAAAACGUUCAGCUCGAAGGCUUCAAAGAAACAACAGCCUAUCACCAAACAGCCCUCAUUUCGGCACAGGUUGGACUGAGGAAGACAAUCAGUGGAUAACCCAGAUAAACAGACUCCAAAAGCUGAUUGACAGACUGGAAAAGAAGGACCUAAAGCUUGAGCCAUUUGAAGAAGAAGUUUUAGAAGAAAAUGCAAGAUCUCACAUAAUGAUUGUUCAACGUCAAAUGUCUGUGAUAGAAGAAGAUAUAGAGGCGUUCCGGCUUGCUCUGAAACAGUACGUGGAAUCCGCUUCUGCUCAGGAUAGCUGCUUCCACAUUUCCAUACAGAAGCCUUCAAAUGACUCCCGCUUCAUCAUUUAUGAGUUCUGGGAGAAUAGCAGUGCCUGGAAUAGCCACCUUCAAAUGAAUUACAGCAAGACAUUCCAAAGAUAUAACGUGGACUUCUUGGAAACUCCAGAACUCACUACAACAAUGCUAGUCCCUGCAUCAUGGUGGGUCCUCAGUAACAACUAGAAGCUGUGGUUCCAACUAAUGUUAAUGGCACAUCAUUAUGUUUUUCAUUACAGCAACGUGCCUACGGCAGUAUAUAGGUAUCCUGGGUUAAGAGAUUAUGAUGUGAUAGUUUGUCAUUCUAGGUGACUAGUUCAGUGAAACAAUGCAUUCUAAAAGCCAAAACAGGACAACCGCGCUUAAAUUGUUUGCCAUGUACAUUCAAUCCAGGACAAGUUAUGACAGAAGCAUGUUUUGGUUGAUGUGACUAAGUAUUUGUGAAUAGGUUUAGCCUCAUAUUAAUAAAGAGUUGUUACUUCA
Messenger RNA from Struthio camelus australis, 1431 nucleotides. The record is from RefSeq and is a predicted model, not a curated record. Lineage: Eukaryota; Metazoa; Chordata; Aves; Struthioniformes; Struthionidae.